Molecule: messenger RNA, 1091 nt
Organism: Striga asiatica
Lineage: Eukaryota; Viridiplantae; Streptophyta; Magnoliopsida; Lamiales; Orobanchaceae
Source: the annotation of a GenBank genome assembly
AUGGUGGAGAGUUCUUCGGCUCCACCGAGCACUGACAAGACAGUAAUUGUUAGGGUUAAACGAAAAGCCAAAAUUUGUCUGGCAAGUUGUGCUGAGAAAACUGAGGGAAAACGCAGUUUCAAGGCUAUAAAUAUCAAAGAUUGUUACAAGCAAAACAGAGUCAAGAGUGACAAUCCAUGCCCCCAAAAUUCCCAAAUUUCUCGAAUAUUUCCGCUUGGCCAGACGGAUACAAUCGACUUGCGACUGAAACGGCUUAAGGGGAAACACCGUCUACUAGCGGCAGCCGGCAAAAAGACGGCCACCGAAUCAAGGUUCCGGACAAAUACUUGGAUCAAAUUGAAACAUGAAAUUCUUCAAGUUAUGCUGCUUGUGCUUUCCGAUCAUGAUAAUCAGUGUAGUCUGGGGGCCAAUGUUCAGCCAUGGAAAUAUGAGCUGUUCAAAGAAACAUUGAUUUUACAAAAUGGUGCUUGCCUCUACGAAUUGCGAGGAUUGAGACCCCGUACGUGGUAUGAAGUCAAGAUAUCAUAUCCUGCUUCCAUACCUGCUAGUUUCUCUUUGCAACUAAGCAGAGGUACUUCUGACCUAGGUCUGAAUCGAGGAAGAAAAUUGCUCAACACUGAAAAAUUGAUUUUUAAGACCGACGAAAUUCCGUCAUUGGUUGAACAGGGCAGAAUGUAUGUUCUAUUGAAUGUUGAACCAGAAGGGGUUGUCGCAAUACCCGGGAAACAGGAAAGGGAUUAUAUCACGUUCAAUAUAGUUUGUGAUGAAUUGUUGUUGGGCAUUCCCCACAAGGCUUGGUUUGUUGUGGCUUUGGUAUUGGUUUGUUUGGUGUUCGCAUUUGUCGUUCCAUCUUUUCUUCCCCCGUUUUUGCUGCCAGAAAAGGGAAACCGACCAUUAUGUGCUCCUGCUGUUACGAAGGAUUCGUAAAACAAUUUCUUUUGGUCACAUUUUCGUAGCUUACUCUGGCUGAAUAUUGUAGUUUUUAUUUGUGAAAAGGAACAUUUUAUUUAUAAUGCUGUAGGAAUGUCUCCAUUUAUUUAUAAUAAUAAUAAUAAAAUAGUUUAAUUAUUUAAUUAACUCGAUUAAUCAAA